ACUCGCACGGCUCGUCUCUGUGAGGAGCCAAGUGAUCACUCGCGCAAAAUGUCGGCGAAAAAGAGAGUCGAGUUGUUUUAUGAUGUUGUUUCUCCAUAUUCGUGGUUUGCGUUUGAGGUGCUGUGUCGAUACAGGGCUAGUGGAGCAUGGAACAUAAAUCUGCAGUUAAGGCCAUUCUUUCUUGGAGGCGUAAUGCAAGGCUCAGAAAACAAGCCCCCAGCCACUGUACCCAACAAGGCAGCUUACAUGAGCAAGGACUUGCAGAGGAUGCGGGAAUUCAUGAACGUUCCUCUAAAUCAACCUGCAAAUUUUGUGGAGGCAGUGCUGGUGAAGGGAUCCCUCCAGGCGAUGCGAUUUUUGACGGUGGUUGACAUGAAGCAUCCUGACAAGACAGAGGCUUUGUCCCGUGAACUCUGGAUGAGAAUAUGGAGCAGGGAUGAAGAUAUCACCCAGCCAGACAGUUUCAUUGAGGCAGGGAAGAAGGCUGGUCUAAGUGAUGCAGUAAUCAAUGAUGCGUUGGGUCGUAUAAAGGACCAAGAGAUCAAAGAUAUGUUGAAACAGAACACACAAGAUGCACUUGAUUACAAGGCAUUUGGUGCUCCAAUCAUUAUUGCACAUGUGGAAUCAGGACCGGAACUUAUCUUUGGAGCAGACCGUUUUGAUAUUCUUGCAAGAUUGUUAGGUGAAGAAUGGAAAGGACCUGUCCCAGAAAUGGCCACAUCUAAACUCUGAUUUAAUCCUAAAAUUGAAAAUUUAGUGCACAACCAGGUUUAUAUUAGUACAGAAACAUGAUAAUGAUUCGUUUAUGAAACAGGAUUUCUUGAGUAAGCUUUUGAAUCACAAUGGCUUUCACAUGGAAUCCUUCAUAGGGUGAACAACAAUCUGGUUUUCAUCCCGAUGAUAGUGGAGUAGGGAUGGCCAAGCCAAGCCAACACGGUGCUGGGAUUCCCGGUGAGGAGUUGGAUACCUUGGGCACCAGAAACAUCAUUGUGGGUUGGAUCCUGGUUUACUCAGAUAAAGUUUCUAAGUUUGUCAGCCCCAUACCCCAGGCUCAUGGGUUUCACCAAAGUGGUAAAUGUCUUAGACCUGCAUCACUUUGAGGUUUCCUCCAAUAUUAGGCUGAUAUGCUGUGAUACAACACUUCAAGGUGGUGCUGAGCCCCACUCUCUCUAACUGUAUUUUUCUUACAAGUUGUUAUCUAGUUGUCAAAACUAAACAGAUAAGAUAAAUAUGAUCAGCCAAUAGACCUUAAGGCAAGUUACUGUCUGCAGAAUUGAGAAAGUUUUGAAAAAAUACAAAUAUGGAUUGUCAGAAAACUUAAUUACAUUUGGGGGCAAUUGUAAGAAAAUAAUGUAAAGCUUUGGAAGAAUCUUGGCAAUAAGGUUUAAAACCAUUCAGAAUAUAUUACUGGUUAUGAAAAAGUAGGUUGGUAGGCUCUCCAUGAACUUUUGUAGUGGUCAUGUAGGAUUUUGCUAUUUCACUUCUGCUGUCAGUCAUAUUUUAAGAUAAACUCGUAACAAAAUUUAAGGGAACACUAAGAUAUUUGGUCAUGGUGGAAUUUUUUGGAACUAAAUUUUGACAAAAGUCAGUAUCUGGUCCAGCUGCAUCGGGCAUCUUCUGGGCAUGCUUGAGAUCAGAUUGCGAAUUGCCUCCCUUGGAAUUUUGCGCUAUUCUUUUUGGAGGAUUUGUCCGAGUGUUUAUCAGUUUGCUGGUGGCUGUGGUCAGCCUCGAACCCUGCAUCCC
This is a messenger RNA of Haliotis rubra (blacklip abalone), 1743 nucleotides long. RefSeq names its product glutathione S-transferase kappa 1-like. The transcript has 8 exons. Gene Ontology annotation, biological process: glutathione metabolic process. Lineage: Eukaryota; Metazoa; Mollusca; Gastropoda; Lepetellida; Haliotidae. Gene Ontology annotation, molecular function: glutathione peroxidase activity; glutathione transferase activity. The record is from RefSeq and is a predicted model, not a curated record. Bases 49 to 732 code for a protein of 227 amino acids. Gene Ontology annotation, cellular component: mitochondrion; peroxisome.